This is a messenger RNA of Cydia pomonella (codling moth), 3953 nucleotides long. Its product is annotated as alpha-1,3-mannosyl-glycoprotein 2-beta-N-acetylglucosaminyltransferase-like. NCBI's taxonomy places the organism in Eukaryota, Metazoa, Arthropoda, Insecta, Lepidoptera, Tortricidae. The record is from RefSeq and is a predicted model, not a curated record. Gene Ontology annotation, cellular component: Golgi apparatus. Bases 551 to 1444 code for a protein of 297 amino acids. The transcript has 2 exons. Gene Ontology annotation, molecular function: alpha-1,3-mannosylglycoprotein 2-beta-N-acetylglucosaminyltransferase activity.
GGCAGGAACACAACACUAGGGUCUAAUGUUAUUUGGCUGCGGUUUUCUGUAAGGUGGAGGUACUUCCCCAGUUGGGCUCUGCUCUAGAUCUGGAAUGACAUUCGCUGCGCUGUACCCGCAAAGCAAGAUGACAUUCAAUUGUGAAUGAUCGCAUUGGCCCAUACCUCUCUUGAAAUCAUUGUAUGAAAUCCAAAAUCAACAAUAAUCUUUCUUUCAUCGGUCUUCCUCAUUGAAGUCGGUUUUUUUCUUAAAAAUUAUUACACAACAACUCGCACAUGGUCGGUUCCUUAUCACUUGGAUAUUUCCAUUUAUUCGGUAGUUCGUCAGCCGUGACCACUCAGUUUACGAUAAAAGUGUAUGCGCUCGUAAAAUAUUGAUCGAAACGCAUAUGAGGUAGCCAACAAUAUGUAGUACACAUAAUAUGCCCACGUAAAAACAUGCCCGUAAUUUGCCGUAGUACCUAGUGUGCUACAUAAUUAAUCUAGAGUGUCGCUACGUAUUUUAGCUUUAGACACGAUGUAAAACCUUAUAUUUUUAAAUUGUGAUCAAGAUGCCUCGAAAUUCGCGAAAAUUGAACUCUGUGUAUUUAAUAUUGAUGCUAGUGUUACUGUAUUUUAUACUUUUAAACAGAAGAAAAAAAUAUGAUAUUAGAAACGAUGUUCUACCAGUCUUGGUGAUGGCAUGCAAUAGACCGUACUUAAAGCGAUGCCUGGAGAGCCUGGUCAGAUAUAGGCCAGACAAUAACAGUUAUCCUAUAAUUGUGAGUCAAGACUGUCGCCACGAAGAAACGCGCCAAAUAAUACAAUCUUUUGCAUACGUAGAUCCUACUAUUUCGUUCGUUGAGCAGCCAGAUCAAUCGGACAUUCCUGGACAUCAUGUCGUGGCUCACUUAAAGGGUUAUUACAAGAUUGCUCGACAUUACAGGUUUGCGCUUAACCACGUCUUCAGAACACUACAGCAUAAGGCUGUCAUAAUUGUAGAAGAUGACUUGGAAAUUUCACCUGACUUCUAUGAGUAUUUUCGCGGCACUUAUCCGCUAUUGUACCAAGAUCCCACGAUCUGGUGCGUGUCAGCAUGGAACGAUAAUUGCAAGAAGGAACUAGUGGAGAUGACGGAAAAGGAGCUGCUACAUCGGACGGACUUCUUUCCAGGUUUGGGCUGGAUGUUGUUAUCUAAAACAUGGGAAGAGCUAGAACCGAAUUGGCCGGAAACAUACUUCGAUGACUGGCUACGCGAUCCAGCAAUCUCCCGUGGCCGCGUUUGCAUCAGACCAGAAAUAUCCAGGACUUUUAAUUUCGGAAGGAAAUCAGCGAAGAUGUUUGGCUUGAUGGAUGAUCUGAGACACGGUGUACCACGUACGGGGCUACGUGGAGUUGUGCAAUGCUUUAUUAAAGGCCGUCGCGUGUUCCUCGUUCCUAAAACAAAAAGUAUUGUUCAAAUCUAAUCCUUAUUCCUACUCGAAAAAAUGUGUCGAGCGGAAGUUCUAAAAAUAAAUUAAGUACAUAUUUCAAGUUAAAUUGCCUACCUACAGCAUCCUACAUAUUAUACAUAUGUAACAGCUGUUUAAUUUUAUACUAAAUUAUAACGAACAAGCCUACCUACUUAUACAAUAAACCAAAUGAUAUAAAUAUAUACUUACGCCUUAUUUACAAGAAAAUAACAAGUUGUUUUCUUUUUCAUAUUUUGUUUGUAAUAUAUUCUCUCUUCAUGGAGUCUAAUUCACUAAGAUCAAAGAAAUACAGAAUUUUUCAGGUUUCAAUAGUCAAAUAGGAACCCUUAUAGUUUCGCCUUGUCCGACUUUCCUCGGCUUGGCUCGUGAUGAAUUUCAGUGAGCAAAGUAGCUUGGGUAUACAGUAUACACAGGUUGACCUUCGCUUACACUGAAAAAAAAUAGAUAGCCGAACUGGUUUUGUAACUUUACUAAAUAACUAAACUACGGUUAUAAGAAAAUAAACUUUGCAUAAAUUUACAAACUUAUUUUGUAGUGUAUACCCAGUACCUGAACACUGAUAGCCAAACACGGUUUUGUAACAUAUAACACAUAGUUCGCAAGUCCCAAUUUUUGUGUAAACAGUAACCAAAAUUUUGUUACAGUUAUGCAAACAUUUCUUUCAGUGUAACCCGUACUGAAAGCAACCCCCUGUAAAUAUCUAUACGUAUCACGUCGGUUACAUUCAUGACGGCUAGGUGCUUAACUUAGGUAUAUAGGUGGGAAAUCGUCUAAGUUUUUCUUUAGGCAAGCCGCAGUCUUGCUUUUCUCCGAGGCUCCGUAGAAAAUGGGUUAGUAAUUUAAAACCACCCAGGAACGAAUAUAAUCCAAUAGUACCUAGGUAGACUAGAUCUACAAUAAAUAUCAAAACAUAAUUUAUACAUAACUGUUAGUUAGUAAUAAAACUAAAGAUAAAAAUAAAAAAGAUUAUAGAAAUUUGUUCAAAAUUUGUAACAUUCUUCCGGUAAGCCUUAAGCAUAAAUAUUUAAUAGUGUUUAAUAAUCAUGGCAGCCGAGAGCACACCCAAUUACACCGUAACGAUGUUUGUGGAACCAGGUCGGUGUCUGCGGGCAAGUUUGUCGUACCGAGGGAAUUAUUACGGCGAUAGGUGUCUCCAUAAACGCCUACCCUAUAUAUUUAACAGCCUGCCCUCUGACAUCAGACAGGAAGCCAACAAAGUUAAGUUUGGUAAAAAGCUGCGUAGUUACCUUGUAAACUGCAUAAAAUAAUUAUUAAGCAUAUGGAUAUAGAAACGAAUCUCAUUGUAAUAUAAAUAUAAAUAUAAGAGAGUAGAGACUGCACGAUCCCACAGUCAAACCGUGUAAACUGUUUUGUGGGACUCCGUAUCUGUUUGAGAUGUAUCAUUUUAUGUUAGUAAUAAAUAAAUAAAUAAAAAAUAAUAAGUUCCAAGACUUCCAGGUAACUCAUUGGUACGAGCCGGUGGCGUGGCGGUGCUUGAAACUGCGACUUUCGGAUUGACAGUCGCACGCCUUACCGCUAGGCCACCAGCGCUUCAGCACGUAGUUACUCGUAAUUUUAAUUUAGUAUCAAAUCGCUGGUCAAUAUUAAUAUUCCUUUUAGUUUCGUCUUGAGUUUUUCCUUCUAUUUAUGAAAACAUUAUAUUCUACCUCAGGAUUGCGUCAUUCGAUUAAAAAUCAGACCAAAGAGUAAGUAAGUAAUAUACUUAAACAAUGAUUUUAGGUACAGUACCUACAGUUGAGGUUGAGCUCAUAAAAUAUCAGGUGAACUUUUUUCACUCCACUAGCCCAUGCCGAAAAGUUACUUGAUCUACUUAGUUGAGAGUCGAUAAUUUUUUUGUUUCGAAAUGGACAAGCAAAUGGAAAUCUGGUUCUAUGGAUGCCGAGGUACUGGUAUAUAGGUAAGUCGGUUAUUAUAAUUAGGUAUUUAGGACUGCCCUAUAAAUACGAGCGUUUCUCGAACGUGUUAAUUGGAAAUGACCGUAUGACCCGUUACGUUUCCAAAAACACAUCCGCUCGUCAAAACAAAUGCACAUGUGUGUCACCCGACCACGCAAAUGUUAGUCUAUAAAACAUGAUCGCAUACUCCGAGAACGUUAAUCCUGGAUUAGUGUUCACACUCAGCAGACUCCGUCCUUAAUUUGUGGUAGACUUGCGACGGAUCAGCCAGACACCGCACAAUAAAAAUCCAAAACAGUUGCACAUCACAAGUUUAUACAAUAAUGGCCUACAAAUUAUUUGCGUUGCUGAUAAUCGCGAUAGUUUUCGUGUUGGUUCAGUUGAAGCCUCUAGAACAGCAUGCGGUGGAGCCAGUUGCAGAGAUGAUGGAGACAGCAGAAGCACAGCAUCCAUUCUUGCCGCGGUUUGCGAUGAAGAGGUUGAAAAAGAAACGCGAGCAGGCGCAGCAUAGGAAUAGCCAUAACGCGCAAGCUCGUGGUGAUAACCGAAGGAGGGCGCCGUGUCCUCAAAAUGGAUACGGAUAUGGC